This is a messenger RNA of Auanema sp. JU1783, 411 nucleotides long. Lineage: Eukaryota; Metazoa; Nematoda; Chromadorea; Rhabditida; Rhabditidae. The record is from the annotation of a GenBank genome assembly.
AUGGUCUACAAACGAUUGGUACAAGUUGGCCGCGUUGUCUUCAUCGCCAAGGGAGCUAACGCUGGCAAGAUUGCUGUAAUCGUCAAUAUCAUUGAUGGAAACAGAGUUCUUUUGGACGGACCUUCAUCUGGUGUCCUCAGAGGUGUUCGUAACCUCAAGGAUCUUCAACUCACCAAGUUCGUAACUAAGAUCAGAGUUGGACAAAGAACCAAGAAGGUUGCUGCUGCUUUUGAUGAAGCUAAGAUCAAUGAAGAGUUCGAGAAGACCACCUGGUUCAAGACUAGAGCUGCUAAGGCUAUCCGUGAAACUAUGACCGACUUCGAUCGCUUCAAGCUUAUGCGCGCUAAGCAACAUAGAAAUCGUUUGAUCAGAAUUGAGGUUGCCAAGCUCAAGAAGGCCGCAGCAAAGUAA